Molecule: messenger RNA, 1052 nt
Organism: Neohortaea acidophila
Lineage: Eukaryota; Fungi; Ascomycota; Dothideomycetes; Mycosphaerellales; Teratosphaeriaceae
Exons: 1
Coding region: 134-955 (273 amino acids)
Source: RefSeq, a predicted model, not a curated record
AUCAUCCGAAGAUGCAGCCAAACAUGAAUCUUCACGACAACGUCUGGACUCCUCCUUUCGGCAAUCGCCAACGCAUCAUUACAGCAUCACCACACCAGCACUCACACACCUCGCAGAAGUCAUCGUUUGCAAAAUGGAAAACUCACCCCUCGAUCGCCUCCCUCCGGAAGUCCGCAACCUCAUCUACAACCCUAGUCCUCUACGACUCGGACGGCGUACGCUUAUAUUGGACGACGACAGCGGGGAGUUCAACCUCGCCGUCCCGUCAACAUGUCAGCCUCCCUCCGAACUGCCUGGCCUGCCAGCUAUCCUUGGUCUCCCAGCAACAUGCCGCUUCCUACGCCUCGAAACGCUCCAACUCUUCUUCAGCCUGAACUUCUUUGUCUUCGACACCCGACACUUCGACUGGAGAGGGCCGGAGGCCCAUAAAGAAGCGAACGACUGGAUCCCAUCCAUCGAAUCGUGGCGGGACAUGGUAGUGCGAGAGCAGUUCCUGCUGAUGCGCAACGUGUGCGUCGAUCUUGGGUACUGCACAACGGCGACCUCCAACCCCGGCUUCCAUUCCAACCAUGCCUUCGCGCUGCAGAAGCUGUUUGGCGGCGAGCAGAAAAACGUGCUGAUCCGCCUGCGCACCAACACCGGGUACAGCGUCGAGGGCUUUCUCGACGUUACCUUUCUUGCUAUGGACGUGAGACGGGUGUGGAGGCAGUAUGUCAUUCCCGAGCUUGUGCGCAUUGAGGUCGAAUCGGAGUGGAGGCAAGGCGCGCCACCGACUCGCGCAGAGCAGGAUGAGUUCGACUCGGGGUUGGAGAUGCUGUUUUAUGUGGCAGGAGAGAUGGAGCUGAGCAGCAGGUUUUGUGUGGGAGACUUCUGCUGUGAUAUGGGGCGCGGUGGGGAUUACAUCAACGAUGAGACCCCUCCGAUGUCGCCAGGGUUUUACGGAUCGCCGCCGUAGUGGUGUUAACUUAUUGUUAGUGGGAAUUUUGUACCUGGUGGGACUGGGUACUCGUGGAGACAUGACACCCCCAAGUGCUUCUGCUCAGACUACCUAG